GUUUUUCAGCUCUUCUUCUUUCCUUCUUUUCUUUGUUUGCUGUCUGCCGCCGCUUUCACUUGCUCCGUCGAGUCACGAUGCUGAUGGAGACGCAAAACACCCGUUCUCUCAUUGAGAGAGAGCGGCGCACCGAGUCCGUGUUCCGCCCCCCGAAGCUCGUUAAGUCGCUCCCUCCGCACAAGAAGACGCUCACGGCGACGGCGCGACCGUGGUACCCGACGAGCUCCACGGCGGAUAAGAAGCCGCUGACCCCUCCACGCCCGAUUCUCUCCCCACCCACCGCGUUGGGCAACUCCCCCGACACGAAGUCGCAGGCCGCGCCGAAGCUCUCGCCGCUGGCGGUGAUGUCGCCGCAGAGCUCGGUGGGCAGCCCCUUCUCUCCUCUCUCCAACCCCGUCCACACGUGUUUUCACUCCUUCACCGACGAGGCCGCCGAGGCGAAGGUGUACCCAGUGGACAUGUUCAUGUCGGUGCGCAAGGACGCGUCGCACACCCCGCACGGCGUGCUGCGGUGGUGCGUGCAGCAGUACCUGGAGGUGCCCACGCUGAAGGUGCCAAAGCACUUGCAGCUGUCGAUGAGCGAAAUCCUCAACUCGGAGGACGGCGUCAACCGCGGUGCGCUCGGCUCCAGCCUGAAGGGCAAGACGCGCGCGAAGCCGGUGCGUAUGGUCCACCACAAGGUCAUGUCAGUCCUCAGCCGCGUCACGCCGCAGAAGUACGGCGACUUGCUGGAGGAGCUGCUGCAACUGCCGCUGCGGCAGACCGACGAGGGCGAGCUGCACGAGGUGGUGAAGGUGUUCUUCGACAAGGCGGUGCAGGAGCCGGAGUACAGCGGCCUGUACGCCCGCCUCUUCAGCGAGUUGUGCGAGAUGAAAGACACCGAGCGGGAGCUGGAGGCGGAGCUGCGCGACCGGCUCUUCUGCAACCGCAUCAGCCGCGAGCUCCUGCACACCUGCGACGAGGAGUUCCGCCGCCCGAUUGAGCUGACCGCCGACGAGAAGGUGGAUCGCACGACCGGCAAGCCGUACAGCGACGAGGAGGUGGACAUGAAGCGCACCCGCCUGAAGAACCGCCUGGUCGGCAACGUCAAGUUUGUGGGGGAGCUCUUCAGGAUUGACCUCGUGACGGAGGCCGUCAUCGAGAGCAUCUUCAACCUGCUUGUCGGCAGCUUCAGCCCGAGCAACCCGGUCGAACGGGAGGACUACGUAUUUGAGGUGUUUGCGACCCUCGUGAAGACAGUGGCCAGCAUUCUGAAGGAGCGCCGCCCGUGCUCCCUGGUCCGCUACCUGGGCGUCGCCAGGGUCGUGGAGAUGUCGCACCCCCACCUGCGCAUCCGCUUUCUCAUGAUGGGCCUCGACGAUCUCAACAAGAAGCAGGGCUGGGUCUCGAGCGAGCGGGUGAUGCGGGAGGCGGACUCCUGCGACGACGUGCAGCGCUCCACCGCAAUGAAGCAUGUGGACAGCGUGGCGAGCACGUCCUUCCUGCAAUCCUCCAUCAUGAGCCAGAGUGAGGAGAACAUGACGCAGCGCACCGAGUUCGCGCUGCCCCGCCCGGCCUCCAACUUCGGUGCGAGCAUCCACAUCUCCCCUCCUAGCCCAGACAACAGCUCCACGCUGUCCCGCCCGUACGCGGCGCCGAAAUCCGCUUCGCAGAACAUAUCCUACCUGAAGCCGAGCGCGAUCGCCGCGAUGCCGACGGCGGCGGUGCCGGAGCGGCGGGCGCCGCAGACAGCCGCCUUCAAUCGUCCGGCCGCGGAGACGAACGCGGCCCGCUCUUUCAUUGACGGCGCCACGCCUCUCCCAUCCCGCAACCGCCCGUCGAACGUUGGGGCGACGGAGGUGGUGAACAUACAAGACGUGAGUUUGCAGCUGAUGCAGAACUUCAACGACCCAAAGGAGGAGCAGACGGUGCUGCACGGCAUUGGUGAGAUGAGCCUGAAGAACAAGGUGCUCUGCCUCACGUGGUGGCUGCGACAGGCCGCCACGGACACCUCGCGCUUUAGGGAGCGGCAGCGUGUCACGAAGUUGCUCUCCUCUCUCCUCACCUCCAGCCCUUCCUUCCGGCCGAACGACUUGAUGGCCGCGAUUAUCGAGUGGAUCCGCUUCGACAUUGAAAAGGCCGAGUUCCACCAGUGCCCCCGCAUGUUUGAGAACAUUGGCCACAUGAUCCAAUACUGCUACGCCGCGGAUGUGGCGCGCCUGCCGAGUAUUGCUGGAGUGCAGAAUCUGCUGCACCUCGGUCUCUUCAACGUGAUGUUGCACGACCUGACGACCUCCAACGGCACCGAUCAGAUGGUCACGCUGGCCAAGAGUGCCACCUCCAUCGGUGCGGCACUCCUCAACGCCGUUACAAACCCGGCGACGGACGCCGCGAUGCUGCGAGUGGCCCUGCAGUGCCGCUUCCGCCUUCUCCCGUACUUCUUGAGUGUGAGCAACGUCUCGGAGAACGGCAUCCCAUGCACACCGACCCGCUGCCGCACGCCGACGACGCCAAACCUGCGUAACAGCCCACUGGUCGAGCCAAUCACCAGCGUCGGUCACUACGAUCCGCUAUCGCAAUGCAUGUCGUUCCAGAAGAUCGCCGAUGACGCUGAGUUCGUCGUGCUGCGCCGCGCACGCACCGCCGCCGGUGAGCGGACGCGGGCGUGGAAGGACGCGGUGGUCAACCUCGCCGUCGCGGAGGUCGGCAACGGCUCCACCGUGGCGCAGCUCGUGCAGUUGGCGAAGGUCGUCGGUGCCCUCCUCGCGUGCUCGACGGUGUCACUGAACGGCAGCAACCUGCUUUCAUCCGCUGAGGUGGACGAGGUGGUGGGCGAGAUUCUGAAGCGCCGCCCGGGUGAUCUCUUCCAGGCCAUCGCCGCCAUGGAGGUCAUCAUGCACCACACGCUGUCCAUCUCCGGCUCCAACCCGCGCAAGAGCGUCCGCGUCAAGCAGCUACGCCUCAUGUACGCCCGCUGGUGCACGCAGAACAUCCUCGACAAGUCAGUGGUGAUGGACCUGCUGCACAGCUUGCAUGGGCCGGAGAACGGCUCCGACGUUUACGCCGUGUACCACAACGCCCUCGUCGACGCCGAGCUGCCGUGGGCGUCGGUGCUCACAUACUUAUCGUAG
This is a messenger RNA of Leptomonas pyrrhocoris, 3110 nucleotides long. RefSeq lists its product as hypothetical. The coding region runs from base 78 to 3110 and encodes 1010 amino acids. Gene Ontology annotation, molecular function: mRNA binding; protein binding; translation initiation factor activity. NCBI's taxonomy places the organism in Eukaryota, Euglenozoa, Kinetoplastea, Trypanosomatida, Trypanosomatidae. The record is from RefSeq and is a predicted model, not a curated record. Gene Ontology annotation, cellular component: eukaryotic translation initiation factor 4F complex. The transcript has a single exon.